Messenger RNA from Truncatella angustata, 960 nucleotides. RefSeq names its product myo-inositol oxygenase. Bases 1 to 960 code for a protein of 319 amino acids. The record is from RefSeq and is a predicted model, not a curated record. Gene Ontology annotation, cellular component: cytoplasm. The transcript is spliced from 2 exons. Gene Ontology annotation, molecular function: iron ion binding; inositol oxygenase activity. Lineage: Eukaryota; Fungi; Ascomycota; Sordariomycetes; Amphisphaeriales; Sporocadaceae. Gene Ontology annotation, biological process: inositol catabolic process.
AUGGCACCAGGCGCUCUCGUCGACCACGAUACUAGCAACCGUGAUGGUGGCAAGCUCGAAGAGCUCUCCGACGACAUUGACGCUGUCAAUGUUCUGAAGGACCAGAAGAAGGCCGCCUUGGCCAAGAAGAAGGAGGAAGAGGAUGCUUGGAAUGCCAAGUCAGCGUUCGACUCAGAGAAGGACAAGACACAGUUCAGGCAAUACGAGGACGCUUGUGACCGCGUUAAGAAUUUCUACCUCGAGCAGCACACAAAACAGACUGUUGCCUACAACUUGAAGGCACGAAACGAUUUCAAGACAAGGGAGAAGCACCAUAUGACCAUCUGGGAGGCAAUGGAGAAGUUAAACACUCUGAUUGACGACUCCGACCCUGAUACGAGCUUGUCCCAGAUUCAGCAUCUCCUUCAAUCAGCAGAGGCCAUCCGCCGCGACGGCAAGCCCCGAUGGUUCCAGCUGACGGGUCUCAUUCACGACCUUGGAAAGCUACUUUACUUUUACGGAUCACAGGGCCAAUGGGAUGUCGUCGGUGAUACCUUCCCCGUCGGCUGUGCUUUCGACGAAAAGAUCAUCUACCCCGGUUCCUUCAAGGACAACCCCGAUAUCAAUGACCCUAUCUACAGUACUAAGUUCGGAAUUUACUCUCCGGGCUGCGGCUUAGACAACAUCAUGCUGUCCUGGGGCCACGACGAAUAUCUCUACCAUGUUGUCAAGGAGCAGUCCACCCUGCCCGCUGAGGCUCUGGCCAUGAUCCGUUACCACUCUUUCUACCCAUGGCACAAGGAGGGUGCUUACAGAGACCUUAUGGACGAACAUGACCACCAGAUGUUGGAGGCUGUUAAGGCUUUCAACCCUUACGAUCUGUAUAGCAAGAGCGAUGGCGUCCCUGACGCCGAGAAGCUCAAGCCUUACUAUAUGGAGCUCAUUAAUGAGUUCUUCCCCAACAAGGUUGUCGAGUGGUAA